Messenger RNA from Penaeus vannamei (Pacific white shrimp), 4208 nucleotides. The record is from RefSeq and is a predicted model, not a curated record. Lineage: Eukaryota; Metazoa; Arthropoda; Malacostraca; Decapoda; Penaeidae.
AGAGGGAUGGCAAGAGUAUAUAAAUGCAACGGUUUUGGAUUGAUGUUCAGAGUUUACGCGAUUCUUUUUGUGUAAACGAAAUCUGGAGAGGGUGGUGAAUGAGCAGUUCAGGCGCUUCAAGAUGACUGACAAAGUGACAUUCACGAUCAACGGAGUGCAACAUGAAAUCGGGGCGGACGUCACCGCGGACACCAGCCUGUCCACGUACCUCCACGCGCAGCACCUGAGGGGGACGCGCGUCACCUGCGGGACUGGAGGCUGCGGCGCCUGCGUGGUGCUGGUGACGAGGCCGAGUCCCGACACAGGGGAGAAGAUGUCUUACUCGGCGCUCAGCUGCCUGAUCCCCGUGCUCGGCUGCAGUGGCUGGGAGAUCACGACCAUAGAGGGUCUAGGGAACCGCUUCGAUGGCUACCACGUUAUCCAAGACCGGCUUGUGGAACACUACGGUACCCAGUGUGGCUAUUGCUCUCCUGGAAUGGUCAUGAGCAUGUAUGGGAUGACUCAGGAGAAAUCCAGCUGGACGGAUUCCGACGUCGAGGGGAUCCUGGACGCCAACCUCUGUCGCUGCACAGGAUACCGCCCCAUCGUGGACGCUUUCAAGGCCGUCACUGUGCAGGAUAUCGAGGACUCCCACACGCUCAGCUGUCCCCGAACAGGUCAGCCUUGUAAGGGUCGGUGCUCGUUGAAAUCAGCUGACAUUAAGACAAGCUCCUGCUCGAAGCCAAGUGAGAAGCCGGAAUCACGGCUCAUCCAGCUGAGAGAUGCGACUUGGCAUCAACCCGCAUCCCUUCAGGAACUUUACAGCACCCUAAGUGACUUGCCACAGGGAACCAAGUAUCGGUUUGUAUGCAGUGACACAGGGAAAGGCAUAUUUCACAACGAGGGACCCUACAGCGACUACAUCUCCACCACCAGCGUCCCCGAGUUCUCCCGCGUGGCAGCAUCUUCGUCUGGCCUGGUUUUCGGUGCCAAUGUCUCCAUCAGCCGCAUGAUGUCUGAACUCUCCAAUGCCUCGCAAAGUCUGUCUGGUUUCGGCUUUGCGGAGAAGAUCGUCAAGAUGUGGAAGAGAGUGGGUGGAACUGCUCUGAGGAACAUGGGGAGCUGGGCUGGCAACUUCGCAAUGAAAAUGGCGCACAAAGGCUUUCCCUCUGAUGUCUUCUUGAGCCUCAUGGCAGCUGGGGCGGUAGUGAAGUCAGGCAGCCCUUACGGCGGAGACAAGGAGCACACCCUCGACCACCUCUUGGACCUGGACGUCGAGGCCGAGCGGAGGGUGCUGCUGGAGCUGAGGGUGCCGCCCCUGAGCGAUGAGGUGGUUUUCAGGCUCUUCAAAAUUGCCCCCCGCAACGCCAACGUGCACGCCUACAUGAACGCCGCCUUCAGCAUGCGGGUGGACAGUGCCAACGCCCACACGGUGGUCGGGCGGCCCAUGAUCCUGUUUGGAGGCAUCAAUGAAGAGUUUCUGCAUGCCUGGGGUGCCGAGGCCGCUCUCGAGGACAGCAGCUUGGAAGACGAGGCCAUAGUGCAGGCCGCUCUGACAGCCCUUCGCGACGAGAUCCACCCAGACGACCUCCCAGAGAACCCCUCGGCAAAGUAUAGGGUUGACCUCGCCCAGGGCCUGCUCUACAAGACUAUCCUUGGCAUCGUAGGAGACAUCGCCGACCCAAGUGUUGCCAGCGGCGCCUCAGACCUCGAGAGACCUCUGGCGAGCGGACAGCAAAACUACGACGAAAACGCAGACCGUUGGCCUCUCUCCAAGCCCGUGACCAAAGUCGAGGGCCACAUCCAGUGCAGCGGCGAGGCGGACUUCGUAGCCGACUUGCCGGCGAUGUGCGAGGAGCUGAGCGGCUGCUUCGUCACUACCACGCAAGCCAAUGCCAGGAUCGUGAGCAUUGAUACGUCGGCCGCUCUGGCAAUCCCAGGGGUCGAAGGAUUUGUCGGGAUUCAGGAUGUGACGGGCGUGAACAACAUCCAGGUCCUGCAGUGGCCGCACCCCGAACCGCUCUUCGCCGAGGAGAGAGCCUCGUACUACGGCCAACCCUGGCUGAUCGUCGCCAAGACCGCCGAACUCAGCAAGCAAGGAGCAGCCGCUGUCGUGGUUACUUACGACGACAUCCAGGCCCCCGUGCUGACGAUCGAGGAAGCCCAGCAGAAGCCCCUUCCCUCCCCGCAGGGCGACCCGUUCGUGGAGGGAGAUGUGCAAGCCGGAUUCGCUGCUUCGACCCACGUGCUGGAGGGCGGCGUGGGCCACGACUGGCAGUACCACUUCUACAUGGAGAAUCAGCGGUUCCAACAGGACGACGGACUCGAUGUGUUCACGUCUUCCCAGUGGGCCAUCGAUCGAACGCAGCGCUCCAUUGGCCAAGUCCUGGGGUGCCGGACAACACACUCAUUUAGACGUUAUCCUCCCUUUCCCACCUCUUCGCCCCCGCGUUCGAUUCGCAGCGUGAACGUGAGUGUGAAGCGUAUUGGCGGCGGCUUCGGCGGGAAGAUCACGCGCGGGAACAUCAUCGCAGCGGCCACGUGUCUCGCCGCCAGGAAGAUGCGCAAGCCUGUGAGGACCGUGCUGGAUAUGGCCACCUGCAUGACCAUGCUCGGGGGGCGGGACCCCUUCUGGAGCACGUACAAGGUCGGUGUCGAUGCUGAGGGAAGGCUACAGGCUGUGCAGGCUACGAUGACGAGCAAUGCAGGCUACGUGAAUGUCGACCCUAACAACACCGUCUCCCCCCCGUCUGUGCCCUCCUGCUACAACUGUCCGAACUGGGAAAUUACACCUGUCACCGUGCUCACUAAUACGCCCAAUAACACCUGGACUCGUACACCAGGAACCACCGAAGGCGUUACCCUGAUGGAGACGAUCAUCGAGCACGUGGCCGUCGCUCUUAAUCUGGACCCUCUCCUGGUACGCCAGAGGAACCUCAUGUCGGAUGGCUCAUUCAGACGUAUUAGCGAGGGAGUUUUUCGCCUUCGCUGCGGCAGGGGUGGACAAAACGCCAUCGCCAUACCCAAGCAGGUCAAGGUGGAAAGGAACAUCAUUGGCGACAUGCUGACCCAGCUGAUGUCCAGCGCCGACGUCGAGAACCGAAAACAGAUGGUCGACAACUUCAACAAGAAUCACCUGUGGAAGAAGAAGGGAAUUUCGGUGAUGACGAUGCUGUGGCCUCACGUGAUCCCUCUCGUCUAUCCCAUGAACUCCCUGGUGUCCAUCAACCAAAGGGAUGGCACUGUGGCCGUGUCUCAUGGGGGCACGGAGCUCGGGCAGGGCAUGAACACGAAGGUAUGAGGUUUUUCGCGGUGCAAAGUGGUCGCCUACGAGCUCGGGUGCCCCAUGGAGGUCGUGGUGGUCAAGCCGACAACCUCGCAUGCCAACGCCAACUCGGAGGGCACGAACGGCGCUCGCGGGUCCUACGUCAUAGCCUACCAGCCUCUCCCACAGAGCGUGAGCGAGGCCUGCAAGAAGCUGCGGGCGCGACUGGACACCGUGAAGAAGUCCCUGGGCGUCGAGGACAUAUCGUGGAAGGACCUGGUCGCGGCGGCGGCGAGCGAGGGCGUCGACAUAAGCGAGAGAUAUUGUAACGGGCCCAAUGAAGUCAAGUCUUACCCGGUGUUUGGAGUGUGCUGUGUCGAGGUCGAGCUGGACGUCCUCACUGGCCAGUUCUUGGUCCUCCGCGCGGAUAUCCUACAGGACGCAGGCACGAGCAUGAGUCCCAUGGUCGACGUGGCCCAAGUGGAGGGCGGGUUCGUCAUGGGCCAGGGUCUCUUCACGUCGGAGAAGGCCAUCUACGACCCCGCCACUGGGAGGAGAAUCACGGACGGGACAUGGCACUACCAGGUCCCCACCGCCCACGACGUCCCAGCUGACUUCCGGGUGUCCCUUCUGUCCAGCACGCCCCACCCCAUCGGCGUCCUCGACUCGAAGGCCACGUCAGAGCCACCAGUGCCGCUUUCUUAUACGGUGUUGAUGGCACUACGGAAUGCGGUCGCCAGUGCCAGGGCCGACGGGGGCACCGAGGGCUGGUUCAACAUAGAGGCGCCAUUCAACGUCGAAAGGCUGCAACAGCUGUGUCUCGUAGAACCUUCGAGAAUGGUUCUUCAUCCUGGCGGUCGCUAAUUUUUGUUUGUUUGUUUGUUUGUUUGUUUCUAAAGUGUAUUGGAUGAUUUUUUUUUCUUUGUGGGGUUUAUUUAUUGUUAUGUGAUGAUGAUGAUGAUGA